This is a messenger RNA of Zonotrichia leucophrys gambelii, 2422 nucleotides long. Its product is annotated as transmembrane protein 180-like. The record is from RefSeq and is a predicted model, not a curated record. The coding region runs from base 209 to 1651 and encodes 480 amino acids. The transcript is spliced from 8 exons. NCBI's taxonomy places the organism in Eukaryota, Metazoa, Chordata, Aves, Passeriformes, Passerellidae.
UCAGGGGUGCUGAUGGCGGGGCGCGGCUGCUGAGGAAUGUCGGCUGCGGCUUGUGGCGGAGCAGAGCUGGCACAGGCCGGGGUGGGACAGUGCGACUUGGCGUAGGAAAAGCCGGGGCUUAUUGUUGCCCCGCGCUGGGAACGCUGAGGGAAGAGCCCGUGAGGAAGGACUCGGCGUGGCGUCCAGAAGAGAACUGUACUCCUGGAAGAUGAAGAUUCUUUGGGGAAUUCAUGCUAAUGCACUGGCCUAUUCUAUGACUACCUUAGGUGCUGGAAUGAUGAACAGCAUUUUUAAUUUCUACUAUGUUAAGCUUUUCCUAAACCGAUACAAAAUUUCAGAAACAGGAUUUCAUGUGGCACAGAGGAAUGACAGUGGUGACAAACUCCCUUGUUUGUGCCAGGUCGUGUUUAUGGUCUGGAACGCCGUCAAUGAUCCCCUUUUUGGGUACAUUCAGGACAACUCCCGGCUGAAGUGCUGCGCGCGGCGCCAGUUCUCCAUCCUGUACGGAGCCCCCCUGUACGGCCUGGCCUUCCUGCUGCCCUGGUUCCCCUGGAGGCUCUAUGGGGAGGGCGACUGGCUCUGCAGCCUGCACCUCAUCGUGGCCCUGUGUGCCUUUGACGGGCUGCUGACCUUCGUGCUGCUGGCGCAGUGCGCGCUCUUCGCCGAGAGCUGCCCCCGGCACGACAGCAGGCUCAGGCUCAUCAAGUACAGCCAGGUGGCCACGCUGCUGGGCUCCACCAGCGUGCUCUUCUGUGGGCUCAUAUCUGAUAAUAUGGAAAACUUUGGGUAUUUUCAGGUUUUCGUUGUUUUGGUCGCAGCGCUGGCCACAGCUUGUAUGUGUUGCACAGGUAAAUACAGCACGAGUCAGUAUGAGCAGAGGGAAGGUCACAUGGAGGGUGCUAAUCUGGAAAAUGGUAAUGGAGCUUUCUCCUUGGCCUCAGUGGUUUCAUUGACCAAACAGAUCAUGACAGAGAAGAACUUUCUGUGUUUUGUAACAAUGAACUUCUUCCAAGUCUUCCACCUAGCAUUCUACAACAAUUUCAUGAUGAUCUUCGCGGAUAAUCUCAUUCCUAAGGAUGUCCUUUCUUCCUCAGUAAGAAGUAUCAUGUAUGGAGCAGGUUUUAUUUGUCCUCAGUGCCUUGUUCUUCUUAGUCAUGCUUGGUUGAAGAAGUUUGGUUAUUACAGAAUCAUCUUAUUUUCCUUUUACUAUGAAGGAGUAGCUGCUGCUGUCAUGUGUCUUCUAGGGCAAGAACACCAUUAUCUGCUGGCAGUUUAUGUCACAACAAACAUGGUAAUUGUGCAAGCUUCAUUUAGCUUGUUCAAUUUGCCUUUGGCAGAUAUUGUUGAUGCAGAUUUAAUAAAGCACAAGAGGAGAUUACCACUUUCCUCUAUGGUUUUUGGUACCAAUGCUUUAUUUACCAAGCCUGCCCAAUCUUUGGCUCCAAUGAUUGUGCUUACAAUACUGAAUCAUUAUGGAUAUUAUAACCUGAAUAAUGUACCUGGUCGUCCUGAUAUAAGCAGGUCAUUUUUAGAUCUCCAUGAUGCCAUGUUCUACCUGGUCUGUCUGGUUCCCUUCUGCAUUGCAUUCCUACAGAUCCUCACCUGGACUCCCUUUUCCAUCCAGAACAGCCACCUGGCAGCUCCACAGUAAAUAUGGAACAGUGGUCAGUGCUUCUCCUGCUGAACCACAAGACAGUUCAGUAAGUUUUUCAUGUGAGAGAGCAAAAUUGCAAGAUGAAACACAGUCUGAGCUGUUUCAUUCAGUCUCUACAGACUGUGACUCAUAUUCAGCCCUAAUGCUGAGCCUACACAAGUUUUUCCUGGUUCACUUGCUUUCUGUUAAUGGGUUUUAUCCUUAAUUACUUUAUUUAAAGUAAUUUCUGGUAUCUAAUGAUUCCUGUUAACUCACUUGAAGAAAGGAUGUGGCAGAUCAGGGAAAGGGAUCCCAACCCAGCACCUGGAAUUCCAGGGAGCUGUCUUUUCUGAAGCCUACUGGUGGAUUCAUUUUGCCAUGCUGAUGAAAUGGCAGAUCUCUGCAGUUAAUCUGGGAGAUCUCAGUGGAUCCAUCCCUCAUGGAUGGCAGGGAGAUAAAAUUUAGAUGGUGUCUAGGUGGCCAGUGUCAAGACAAAUCUAACAGCUACCAAGAGAAUUAACUACCCUGUGAAAGUCUGUGUAAGGCUGAAGGAGAAGAGGAUUCAGAUGCUGUUCAGUGUUGUUCAGUAUGGAAAAAGCUCAGGAAGUCCUCACUGGCUUUCAGAACCUCUGGUUGGUGAAAGGUCAGUGCAGUUUUUAAAUGGGAAAAUAAUUUUGAAGGUAUGCUAUAGAUAGUGCCUCAUACAGAAUGUCAUUGUGGCAAGGACAGCAUCUGUCUGUGGCUGUAGGGUUCAGCUCUUGGACACAUGGAGGCACACACAGUGACUAA